Molecule: messenger RNA, 1675 nt
Organism: Phodopus roborovskii (desert hamster)
Lineage: Eukaryota; Metazoa; Chordata; Mammalia; Rodentia; Cricetidae
Gene: Cabyr
Product: calcium binding tyrosine phosphorylation regulated
Exons: 5
Coding region: 190-1518 (442 amino acids)
Biological process (GO): sperm capacitation
Cellular component (GO): sperm fibrous sheath; cytoplasm
Molecular function (GO): calcium ion binding
Source: RefSeq, a predicted model, not a curated record
GUCGGCCGAAUCCCCGCCUCUUCCGGUGGGCCCAACAAGGGGCGGGACUCUGUGACGCACACAUGACGCAGGCAGGGGUAUAAAUAGAGGACGGGCUGCGGGCCCUCGCACAGGAGCCGCCGGCGAGGGGGCAAAGAGGAAGCUUUAUUGAAGCCGGAGAGAAGUUGAAAUUACAGACAUCCUGCCAAAAUGAUUUCUUCAAAGCCCAGACUUGUUGUACCCUAUGGCCUCAAGACUCUGCUUGAGGGAGUCAGCAGGGCCAUUCUCAAAACCAACCCAACAAAUAUCACCCAGUUUGCAGCAGUUUAUUUUAAAGAACUCAUUGUGUUUAGAGAAGGGAAUUCAUCUCUGGAUAUAAAAGAUCUGAUUAAACAGUUUCAUCAGACAAAAGUAGAGAAAUGGGCCGAAGGAGUGACAGUGGAGAAGAAAGAGUGUGCAAAGGAACCGGGAAGAACACUUCCAGUUCCCUGCGAACCUACACGGAUGGAAAAAUCCACAGACACGGAGGAGGACAAUGUAGCUGGACCACUAUUUAGCAACAAAACCACCCAGUUUCCAUCAGUUCACGCUGAAGUUCAGCCCGAGGAGACAAACGAAGGAGCCUGGGGCCCUUCUUCCAAACCAACCACACCUAAGACUACCACCCCACCCUCCUCACCACCUCCAGCACCUGUCUCUGCAGAGUAUGCCUAUGUCCCGGCUGACCCAGCUCAGUUUGCUGCUCAGAUGUUAGGUAAUGUUCCAUCUACCUAUUCUGAAGUUUUAAUGGUGGAUGUGGCAACAAGUACCCAGGACUCCCUGAGUGCAGAGAUUGAUGAAGAAGUCGUGGUGUCUGCUCCUCUGGUGUGCUCUGGAGAGAUGUUAGCAGUGCAGGUUAUGAGCCAAACAUCUGUGCAGGCAGUUGUGGGUCCUAAGUUUAAGGCUGAACCAUCAAAGGCUUCCUCAGCCCCCUUGCAGGGUGAACAAGAACCUCCUGCUUUUGACGAAGCUCCUGACACUCAGGUUACAUCAGCCUUUCAUGUGUCAUCUGUAUAUAACGAUGUGCCUGUCAAUGAAGGAGUUGUCUAUGUUGAGCAGAUACCAGGAUACAUAGUUAUCCCGUUUACUGAGCAGUCACCACCAGUUAGUUCCAAACCUGUAGAAAACAAGACUUCCUCAGGCAUGUCUAAAAUAUCUAUAGAGUCUCUGAAAUUUGUACAGGUGGAGAAUUCCCAACACAAGCCCUCAGUACAUAUGGAGGCAGAAGCUACAGUUCUGCUCUCUAACCCUGCUCUAGAGGGUCAACCUGAGGUGCCUGCAGAGCCCCUGGAUGCAGAGCGCUUUAUCAAAAUAGCCUCUGAGAAUUCUCUGCACCUUGAAAUGGAGAUCGUUACCAUAAACCCUGACAAUCCUGGCCAGGAGGAGUCAGGGGAGACCUCUGCACCCUGUUCAUCUGGUGACCCUUUCCCUCCUGCGCCAGGAGGCUUUACUGAACCUGAAAUCCAACCCGAUGGGGAAGAUGCACCUGAACAGGUUUGAUGAAGCCAGCACUAGCAACAAGCGAAGCAGGACAACCACCACCAUAUUCUAAUAUGUGGACACUUUAUUGUCUAACUGAUAUGAAUCAACAAAGUCGCCCAUCACCGCCACCUGCACUUGGGCCUUUUCCCCAAGCAACCCUCUAUUUACCUAAUCC